This is a messenger RNA of Osmia bicornis bicornis, 761 nucleotides long. Its product is annotated as NADH dehydrogenase [ubiquinone] 1 alpha subcomplex assembly factor 3. The transcript is spliced from 3 exons. Gene Ontology annotation, biological process: mitochondrial respiratory chain complex I assembly. Gene Ontology annotation, cellular component: mitochondrial inner membrane. The record is from RefSeq and is a predicted model, not a curated record. The coding region runs from base 74 to 634 and encodes 186 amino acids. Lineage: Eukaryota; Metazoa; Arthropoda; Insecta; Hymenoptera; Megachilidae.
CCAAGUCCACUACCAUGAUGCAUGUAUUUCUUAACCAUGUUAUUCACAUUUAAAUGUUACCUGAAUUGAUACAAUGGUUUUAAAUAAUAAAUUAUUAACAAUUAAUCAAUUACUACAAAAUGUUAGGCGAUUUCAUUGCUCAAAAGUUAAAAAAGCAUACGAAGGAAGUGGUAAAUCAACUAUGCAUAUUAUUAAUGUUGCUGGCCCCAAAUUGUUCAUAACUACAUGCUCAUCGAUAGGAUUCCAAUUAAGCGAUAAUUCAAUGGUAGUUGGUCCACUUGCAAUUUUUGCAAGAACUAUUUUAUGUUGGAAUAUUGCUUGUGGGAAAAACAUAAGCGAAGCAAAUUUAUCUUUAUUUACUGCCCUUGAACCAAAACUGGAUGUGUUAAUCCUAGGUUUAGAAACUAAGUACGACCAGAAGACACUGAAUGCAAUAAAGAAAAUAACUAGUGAAAAGAAUAUUAGCACUGAAAUAUUGCCUGUAGAUCAAGCGUGUGGUAUAUACAAUUUCCUUUGCGAGGAAGGUAGAUAUGUUGCAGCAGGUUUAAUACCGCCCUUACCAGAGGAGACACAUUUCUAUAAAAAAUUAACAACUAACUUAAAAAGUCUACAAAAGGAUAAGCUGAUAGAAUGAAUAGUUUAAAUGUAAAUAUUUGUAAAUUAUAUUUGAAAUGAACAUUAGUACUAAAUAUAAUAUUAACAGAUUAUUUAUAUGAUAGUAAAAUACAUGUAAAAUAAAAUUUGACUUUGUUGUUUAAUGA